Rhizopus microsporus ATCC 52813 is the source of this 2391-nucleotide messenger RNA. RefSeq lists its product as uncharacterized. The record is from RefSeq and is a predicted model, not a curated record. Gene Ontology annotation, biological process: endoplasmic reticulum mannose trimming; carbohydrate metabolic process; mannose trimming involved in glycoprotein ERAD pathway. The transcript has 9 exons. Gene Ontology annotation, cellular component: endoplasmic reticulum; membrane. NCBI's taxonomy places the organism in Eukaryota, Fungi, Mucoromycota, Mucoromycetes, Mucorales, Rhizopodaceae. Bases 1 to 2391 code for a protein of 796 amino acids. Gene Ontology annotation, molecular function: mannosyl-oligosaccharide 1,2-alpha-mannosidase activity; calcium ion binding.
AUGGCUAUGACAGAAGAAAGACGUCUUCAGCUAAAAGAUUUAAGCAAAGAAAUGUUUGAACAUGGCUGGAGUAGUUAUAUCGAGCACGCUUUUCCUGAUGAUGAGCUCAAUCCAUUUGAAUGUAGAGGCAGAGGAAGCGAUAAAGCGAAUCCAGACAACAUCAACGUCAAUGACGUACUCGGAGACUAUUCACUCACUUUAGUAGAUACUUUGGAUACAUUAGCAAUCAUAGGCACCCGAAAACAGUUUGAGGAAGCCGUAAAACAAGUCAUCGAGACGGUAUCCUUUCACCAAAACAAUAAAGUACAAGUGUUUGAACUGAAUAUCAGAGCACUUGGAGGAUUGCUUUCAGCACAUAUGCUUAUCACAGAUCCGGAAUUAGAUUAUUCAAUAGAGGGAUAUAAGGAUGAGCUACUUCAUCUAGCAGUUGACUUGGCUAAUCGUUUGAUGCCGGCUUUUAACUCAACUAAAACAGGAAUUCCCUAUCCUCGUGUUAAUCUACAGAAGGGUGUUCCGCCCACAGAAACAACGGAGACUUGUACAGCAGGCGCUGGCAGCUUAAUAUUAGAAUUCGGUCUCCUGAGCCGUUUGACAGGAGAUCCAGCUUAUGAAGAAGUAGCUAAACGAGCAUUAAAAUCUGUAUGGAAUAGACGAUCCCAUCUUAGCCUCAUGGGCAACGUAAUUGAUAUACAAACAGGAAAUUGGAUCCAUACAGCAUCAUCUACAGGCGCAGGCAUUGACUCUGUAUUCGAAUAUAUGUUAAAAGCAUAUAUUAUCUUUGGAGAGGAUGAGUACUUGGACAUGUUUGAGGAAGCAUACAGGGCGUUGAUGAUUUAUGUGCGAGAUUCGUCUGGUUACAUUUAUCGCAACGUUCAUAUGAGUACAGGAUCCUUGAUGUCUUAUUGGAUUGAUAGCCUGAGCGCCUUCUUUCCAGGCCUUCAAGUACUUUACGGGGAUAUCCAUGCAGCCAUCAAGAAUCAUCUGGUGUUCUACAACAUUUGGCGUCGAUAUCAUGCGCUUCCUGAGCGAUUUGAUUUCUAUCAAAAGAGAGUUAAUCUGCCAUACUAUCCUCUUCGGCCUGAAUUCAUUGAAUCCACUUACUAUCUUUAUCAAGCUACGAAGGAUCCCUUUUAUUUGGAUGUAGGAGAAAUGGUCAUCCAGGAUUUAAACAAUAGAACACGCUUGUCAUGUGGGUUUGCGUCCAUUGGAGAUGUAGAAAGUGGCAAAUUGGAAGAUAGAAUGGAGAGCUUUAUGUUGAGCGAGACAUUAAAGUAUUUAUACCUACUGUUCGAUACAGAACAUCCUUUUAAUAAGCAAGAUUCUAAUGCAGUGUUUACCACUGAGGGACAUUGGAUAUCCUUACCUCAACACUACUUGCGAAGACCCAAAACAGCUAAACAAGUAAAAAAUUUAAUAUCUAUACAAUCUAAUCCUUUUGGUACAUGCCCAAGAUACAAUCCAUUGAAUUACAAAGCGAUCUAUACUCCUGGCCACCUUGAUAUGACGUCAAUACCCUAUCAGCCUCAAGCUGACUAUGCAGCACAUAUUGCUGGCUAUACUCAGUCACCGUUACCUCCAUUAUCCAUCAACGGCUACUGUGAUUCACCUUGGACAUUGGCAAGAAACUUUAACUUAUCUUUUGGUUCAAUCAGAAGGCCGAAUAGUGUGAUUGAAAUACUGGGAGACUAUCUGAUCAAGUCAUUAUCUGGUUUAAAGAUUGAAUUUGUGAGUGCAAAGAGGAAUGAUGGGUUCUUUAUUAAAGGAGUCCAUUCUUCAUCCAUCAUUAGCAACGAGCAGAUAUAUAUAGAUCUUGAUACAUUAUUGCCCUUUCUGCAGGACAACCGUGAUUUGAUCCAAGUGCAAGUGAGGCAACCUGGACUAACGCGCUAUAGAGACUAUACCCAGCUAGAUUACGAUGUUAUCCUUCGCACUGUAAAUGAUUAUGAAUGUAUGGAACUGAUAGGACUUACAUCAGAAUUUGGUGCUCAAACCAUUCAGCUACCUGACACUCCUAUACACAUCUUUGGCGAUCAAUCUAAGUUCCUUGGAUGUGAGCCAUACUCAAGACAAGAUGCCAAUAUGGUGAAAGACAAGGUUCUUUUGAUCAGUCGAGGAAAAUGUGAAUUUUACAAGAAGGCUCUUUUUGCACAAGAAGCGGGCGCUGUGGGUGUAAUUUUCUUAAGCAACGAACCUCACUUGUUUAGACCAUCUUUCUUAAAGAAUGACAUACGUAUACCUUGCGUUCUACUUCCACAAACAGAUAGUCUUGUACUCCUUCAACAACAAACCAAACGUAUGUAUGUCACAAUGGAUACACUUUUUUUAACUCCUGACAGUCAAUUCGAGAUGCUACUCAAGCGAGAACGAGUUCAUAACGCAAUUUUAGUAUAG